AUGCUUACAAAACACUCUAAUACAGAAAGAAUGAAAAGAAGUGCAGAAAUAGCUUAUCUCAAAGAACAUUAUCCACAAAAUUUAGUUCGAUUUCAUAAAAUAGGUGUAAAACUUCAAAACGCACCAGAAAAAGAAAAUGAAGUUGUUGUUGAACAUGAUGUACAUUUUCAAAUUGAUGGAAAAGAAUAUCUUGUUUUUUUUAAUAACCAUUUAAAGGAAAUAAAUACAGUUUUAAAUCGUUGGUUAGAAAAUGAAUUUUCAGAACAUUACAUUAUUAUGCCAGAUAUUGCUAAAAUAAUUUAUCGACUAGCAUAUCAUGUUUAUAAAACAAAAGAAUUAAUUGAAAAAUAUGGAAGUGAAAUACAAUCAGGUAAAAUAUGUGCUAUAUGUAUUGAAAAGAAUUUCAAUGGGAAGAGUGAAUGUAUGACAGAUUGUGAUAAUGAAUUUUAUCAAAAAUUAGAAUCAAAAUUAUUUGAAAUAAUGUCAUCUUACGAAAAAAGUAAAGAUGAAAAAUUGAAUGAUUUAAAUAGAUUUUUGUAUGGGUGUGAGAAAAAAAUUCAACCAACAGUAGAUGAAAUUAGAAGAAUGUGUUUUUGUUUUGUAAUUAAUAGAGUGAAUUAUUAUCUUACAAGAGAAGAAGAAUUAUUAAGCGACAAAUCAUAUGAAGAAUUAAAAACAAUGACAAAUCUUAGGAAAAGAUUGAAUCAGCUUGCUAUUAAAUACAAACAUUUGUAUUUAACAAAUACACAAAUUCUUCUUGGAAUUACAAUAAGUCGAUGUAAAAUUCUUGUUGAUAAUAGAAAAUGUAAAACAAUAUUUAUUGAAAGUUCAAAUGUCAGAGAGUUUUAUAAAAAGAUUAAUAAAAGGUUAGAUGCAGAAGUACAGAUUCUUACAAACAAAUAUUCAUUCAGUAAAUUCACAUUAGAAAAGAUUAUAAAAACAGCACAGAAUUUAAACCUAGAUAACAAUCAAGAUUUAAUAGAUAAACUGAAAAAAGAAAUUAAUGAAAAAAAAGAAGAAAGAGAAAAGUUAUUGGGAAACGCAGCAACUGAAGUUGGAAAAGUAAUCAUAGAGAAAGUAGAAUCUAUAACAGAUAUUGCUGUUUCAAUUUAUAAUAUUGGUUCAUUGAUACAGCAAUUUAAAAUAAAAGAUAUAAUAGAUUAUAUGUUUACACAAAAUAAAAUAGAAAAUACAAAUGAACAACAAAAAGAUGUUAAAAAAGAGAAUACUAAUCCACCAAAACCUGAAACUAAUAGUAAAGAAAAUAAAGAAAUAAUUCAAUCAUCUAAUACAAACAAACAAAUUAAUUCAUUACAUUCACUUGCAUUAAAUAAUACACCACUUGGAAUAGCAUUAAAAGCUAUCAAACCUACUCCAGAACAAUUAGAUAAAUUACAUUCGUCAUUUAAUAAUUUUGUUGAUGCACAAAAAUUAACAUACGAAAUUGAAUCAUUUAAAGAACAAUUAAAUGUAUUGGAAAAUGUUCAAAAAUUAUCAAAUGAUUUUAUCAACUUACUCAAACUUAAAAUAGUAUUGCAAAGAGAAUGGUUAUUUGAUGAAAUUGAUAUUAAUGAAUAUUUAGGAAUUAUUGUUACAGAAGAUAAUAGAUAUGUUGUUAAUCCACGAACUAAUUCUGAACGUAAAUCUAAUCAUAAAAUAUAUGAAAUAGAGAAAGUACUAAAUUAUAAUGAAGGAAAUGAAGAAUAUUGA
Molecule: messenger RNA, 1710 nt
Organism: Entamoeba histolytica HM-1:IMSS
Lineage: Eukaryota; Evosea; Mastigamoebida; Endamoebidae
Exons: 2
Coding region: 1-1710 (569 amino acids)
Source: RefSeq, a predicted model, not a curated record